UACAGGUAACCACAAUGACAUCAGAUAUUAUAAGCAGAUAUAACAGAGAAGUAAAGGAUAUGAAAUUUAUCCAGGGAUUAAACACAAGCUUGGCAUUCUUUUUGUAUGAUUUAUUAUCCAUAAUGGAUAGAACGUAUGUUUUUUCACUUAUUAAGACUUACUGUAAGCAAAUGUCAGCUAAGAUAUCAUCUCUGCCAGAUGCUGGGCAUCUUAUCACCUUAAAACUUGAAUUUUUAAGGAUUAUUUGUAGUCAUGAACAUUUUGUUACAUUAAACUUGCCUUUUGCAACACCAGUUAGUCCCUCACCAGCAACAUCUCCAUGUCCAAGUGUAGCAUCAUCAAUUUCACAAAGUUCAUUUGUAUCAACAAGUACUCUUACAGAAAAAGGGAAUUUUGCUGAACUUUCUGUGGAGUUUCGUCAGCAACAUUUUCUAGUUGGUCUUGUAUUGUCAGAUCUUGCAACAGUUUUAGAAAUUAAUAAUCCGGCUGUUCACGCAAAAGCUGUCAAUACUAUUCGUAAUUUGUUAACAUGUCAUGACUGGGAUCCAAGGUUUGCUGAACCAGAAUAUAAAGCAAGAGUAGCUGCUCUGUAUUUACCACUCAUUGGAAUUGUUAUAGAUACGCUCCCUCAAUUAUACGAUUGGCAAUCAGAAGCCAAAAAUAAUACAGAUUGGAAUUCUAUCAAUCAGUCUGUUGCAAUGGCAAUUGCUGGUUCCAAUAUAAAACAUUCAAGUGUUGAUUCAUAUGAUCCUUAUCAACAGACUCGAAAGUGCCAAUUGAAAGAAGAUGUAACACGUCAUUUGUUAUGCUGUUUUCUUUGGGUCAUAAAAAAUGUUGAAGAUAGAGUUUUGAAACAUUGGUGGUCAGAAUUGGCUCCACAUCGAGUGCAUCAGUUAUUAGAAGUUCUUUUUAUAUGUGUCACAGGAUUUGAGUACAAGGGUAAAAGAGAAUUAAGAAGAUUUUGUCAGCAAAGUCUUAGAAAAACAUCUGACAUUAAAUCACGAUUAGAAGAUGUAAUUUUGGGUCAUGCUAGUGCAAGAAGUGAAAUGAUUAUGAGAAGGAAAGAACGAAAUCCACCAUCACCUAAUCCUUAUCAGGGAGAUAGACUUCGCUGGAGAAAGGAUCAAAUGCAGUGGAGAUAUACAUCAGAGCAGUCGGAGAGACCAAAAAUUGAAAUAGACACAGAAGCUCACAUUGAAGGGAAUUUAUCAACAGAAAUUAAUAUGGUUCUGCUUGACACUUUAGAGCUAAUUAUUCAAACAGUUUGUCAAUCAGAUUCCCUACAAGGACUUCUCAGUAUUGUCUUGAGAGUUUUGUUACAUGCUCUGGGUUGCAACCAAAGCACUAUUGUAUUGCAGAAUAUGUUUGCAACUCAACGAAGUUUAGUAUUUAAGUUUCCAGAGCUUUUGUUUGAAGAAGAAACUGAGCAGUGUGCUGAUCUAUGUUUGCGUUUGUUAAGGCAUUGUAGUUCAUCUAUAGGAACAGUUAGAUCUCAAGCAUCUGCAUCAUUGUACUUGUUAAUGAGACAGAAUUUUGAAAUAGGAAAUAAUUUUGCUCGAGUAAAGAUGCAGGUAACAAUGUCACUUAGCUCUCUAGUCGGUACAAGUCAAAAUUUCAACGAGGAGUACUUACGUAGGUCACUGAAAACAAUUCUCAUAUAUGCAGAAGAGGAUAGUGAGCUACAAGAAACUACAUUUCCAGAACAGGUAAGAGAUUUAGUCUUUAAUCUCCAUAUGAUCUUGUCCGAUACUGUAAAGAUGAAAGAAUUUCAAGAAGAUCCAGAGAUGUUAUUAGAUCUUAUGUACCGAAUUGCUAAAGGUUAUCAAAAUUCUCCUGAUUUACGAUUAACGUGGCUGGCAAAUAUGGCUCAAAAGCACACUGAGAGAGGAAAUCAUGCAGAAGCAGCUCAUUGUUUAGUUCACUCAGCAGCUCUUGUUUCUGAAUAUUUACACAUGCUUGAAGAUAGAUCAUAUCUUCCUGUUGGAUGUGUUACUUUUGAAAAACUUUCAUCUAACAUAUUAGAAGAAAGUGCUGUAUCAGAUGACAUUUUAUCUCCUGAUGAAGAAGGUAUUUGUACGGGAAAAUAUUUUACAGAAAAUGGUCUCAUUGGUCUUCUAGAACAAGCUUCUACAUCCUUUAGUUUGGCAGGAAUGUAUGAAGCUAUGAAUGACGUAUAUAAAAUAUUAAUACCAAUAGCCGAAGCUCAUCGUGAUUAUAAGAAACUAGCAAAUAUACAUAGUAAAUUACAUGAAGCUUUUACAAAAAUAGAUCAACAGGCUGGGAAAAGAGUUUUUGGUACAUAUUUCAGAGUAGGAUUUUAUGGCAAUAAAUUUGGUGAUUUGGAUGGAGAAGAAUUUAUAUAUAAAGAACCGACCCUCACAAAAUUACCAGAAAUAUCAAACAGAUUAGAAAGUUUCUAUUCGGAAAGAUUUGGUCCAGAAUUUGUUGAAGUAAUAAAAGAUUCCAAUACUGUUGAUCCAUCAAAACUGAAUUCUGAGAAGGCAUAUAUACAAAUUACAUACGUAGAACCAUAUUUUGAUAUGUAUGAAUUGAGAGAGAGAGUAACAUACUUUGACAAAAACUAUAAUAUUAAACGAUUUGUCUACGCAACUCCAUUCACUGCCGACGGACGAGCUCACGGAGAUCUGCACGAACAGUAUAAACGUAAAACAAUUGUUACAACAGUAAAUACAUUCCCUUACGUAAAAACAAGAAUUCAAGUGACAGAAAGAAAACAGAUCGUACUGACUCCUAUUGAAGUUGCAAUUGAAGAUAUACAAAAGAAAACAAUGGAACUAUCACUUGCUAUCAAUCAAGAUCCAGCAGAUCCAAAAAUAUUGCAAAUGGUUCUUCAAGGUUGUAUGGGAACAACAGUUAAUCAGGUAUGUGUAAACUUAUAGCAGGAAUUAACAUUAAAAAUCCAAAAUGAAAUAAAACUUUUUCAUGUUCUUACCCCAAAAUAAAAAAUUUUAUUGCAAGAACAUUAUUAACUCUUAAAAUAUUUCAGUUGUUAUUCAUAACUAUCAGUUUUUUCUUAAAUUAUAGAUUAAUAAAACUGAUUUAAUGUAGAUUUCCUGAAACAAACAAUACAUAAAGUUUAAAAUCCAGAAAUAGUUUUAGCAUAAUUAAUUUUCAGUUACCUGUGAUUUAGUCUGUAAUUUUAAAUUAUGCAAGCAUGAGUAGUUCUUUAUUUUAAUACCUUACAAUGGCAAAUGCUUCUGAUAGUUUCAGAUGGAUAUUAACUGAACAAUCAUAUAAAAAAGUUAUACAUACUUUUUUUGAAUGAAAAUGUAUUAGAAAUCACACAUUAACUUUUUUAUAAUAUUGCAUUGGAGGUAAAGUAUU
Molecule: messenger RNA, 3345 nt
Organism: Centruroides sculpturatus (bark scorpion)
Lineage: Eukaryota; Metazoa; Arthropoda; Arachnida; Scorpiones; Buthidae
Product: dedicator of cytokinesis protein 7-like
Exons: 20
Coding region: 15-2900 (961 amino acids)
Biological process (GO): small GTPase-mediated signal transduction; positive regulation of GTPase activity
Molecular function (GO): guanyl-nucleotide exchange factor activity
Source: RefSeq, a predicted model, not a curated record